Molecule: messenger RNA, 2396 nt
Organism: Dendrobium catenatum
Lineage: Eukaryota; Viridiplantae; Streptophyta; Magnoliopsida; Asparagales; Orchidaceae
Product: putative UDP-glucuronate:xylan alpha-glucuronosyltransferase 3
Exons: 5
Coding region: 392-2335 (647 amino acids)
Biological process (GO): xylan biosynthetic process
Molecular function (GO): glycosyltransferase activity
Source: RefSeq, a predicted model, not a curated record
UUGACCCGAUGUACCAAAUCUCACUCGCAACAGUCCAUUUCGGCAUUUCCUUUUUCUACGGGACCGUUUCCCCAAAUCUUUCUAUUUCUACAAAGAGUUGCAGCAGCAUUCGAGCUUGAAAAUUACUUGCAGAAGCCCUCUAAAUCCAAUUCUUGAUCCAGUAAUUAUUACUUUCUUCUGUUGAUUUCCAUCGUUUCUAUUUGUUCAAUCGCUAUUUCCUCGGUAAAUCUUUUCCUUGUCGAUCCCAUGUCGUUGUUGAAGUCAAGCUACCAUGCUUGCAACCAUGGCGGCGCUCGUUCUGUGCUCCAUACAUGCUUGCAUUGAAAUCAAGUAUGCUUGUGCUGAUUGACGGGGUGAAGUCCCUUCCUUGGUGAGAAUUUGGUAGCGAGACAUGAGAGCUCUGGUGGGUGCUUCUCCUGGUCCUGUGGAGGGCAGGCAUAGGCCCGCUGUGAAUUUUGAUGAUGCAACCAAAAGAAGGCACAUGAGAAGCCGAGAUUUCAACGACGUGAGCAAAUUCAUAGUAUCGUUUCAUGAGAAAAGCUUAUGCUGCAAGCUCCGCUCACUGAAACCUAUCCUGUUGAUAAUUUUGUGUGGUACAUUUUUAACAUUUAUCUUCGCUCCAGUGGCUUAUAAUGAGCACUCCCCACAUUCAUCAUCAAGGUCCAGAUUUGUCGAUGUUGGAUGGAUAUGGGAAAGCCCUGUUUCUGAUUCUCGAUAUCUAUCUGAUGUGAAUGUUAACUGGACGCAAAUUUCAAAAGCUGUUACGAAACUGAACGGUAGGAAAAGAAAAUUGGAAGUUGGCCUUCUAAAUUUCAACAUCACUGAGAUCAACUCCUGGCAGCAACUGCUACCACGUGCAGAACUACUUGCUCUGCAACUUGAUAGUGCAAAGACCAACCUAACCUGGGAGAAUCUAUAUCCUGAGUGGAUCGAUGAGGAAGAGGAAAACGAAGUGCCUACUUGCGCAGAUCUUCCUGAUCCUAGAGUAACAAGAAGUGCUUCAUUUGACCUUAUUGCUGCCAAGCUUCCUUGUAAUAAAACAUCUAAGAAUUGGUCAAGAGAUGUUGCGCGAUUUCACUUGCAGCUUGCUGCUGCUAAACUGGCUUCUCAAUCUAGCGUUGGUCAGCUCCAGACACAUGUAAUCCUUCUUACUGAUUGCUUUCCCAUUCCAAAUCUUUUCUCUUGCAAGAAUCUGGUUAUUCGUGAAGGAAAUGCUUGGCUUUAUAGGCCAGAUCCAAGAAAUCUCGGAGAAAAGCUCCAGCUUCCUGUUGGUUCCUGCAAACUAGCAGUUCCACUGAUAACAGAUGUGAGGCCCCAUUCUGAAUCAGGACGCCAACGCGAAGCAUAUGCUACAAUACUUCACUCGGCGCAUAUUUACGUCUGUGGCGCAAUUGUUGCAGCUCAAAGUAUUCGUUUAUCUGGCUCUACAAGAGACCUCGUCAUACUCGUUGAUGAAACAAUCAGCAGCCAUCACCGUGAUGGCCUUGCAGAUGCUGGGUGGAAGGUGAGAACAAUCCAAAGGAUCCGAAAUCCCAAGGCCGAACGCGAUGCAUAUAACGAAUGGAAUUACAGCAAAUUCAGGCUUUGGCAACUAACAGAGUAUGACAAGAUCAUCUUCAUUGAUGCUGACCUUCUGAUCCUGCGCAACAUCGAUUUCCUCUUCGCGAUGCCGGAAGUAACCGCCAUAGGCAACAACGCAACUCUCUUCAAUUCAGGUGUAAUGGUUAUAGAGCCAUCCAAUUGCACAUUCCACAUGCUCAUGGAUCACAUCAAUGAGAUCGAAUCUUACAAUGGAGGAGACCAAGGCUACUUGAAUGAAAUCUUUACAUGGUGGCACCGAAUCCCGAAGCACAUGAACUUCUUGAAGCAUUUCUGGAUUGGCGACGAGGAGGAGAUAAAAGAGAAGAAGAUAAGAUUGUUUGGUGCAGAGCCCCCAGUUCUUUAUGUUCUGCACUACCUUGGUCUGAAGCCAUGGCUAUGCUUUAGGGACUAUGACUGCAACUGGAAUGUGGACAUAUUGCAGGAAUUUGCGAGCGAUGUAGCGCAUGCGAGAUGGUGGCGAGUGCACGAUACAAUGGCAGAGAACCUGCAGAGCUUUUGCCUUUUGAGAUCGAAGCAGAAGGCGGCGUUGGAAUGGGAUCGAAGGCAGGCCGAGAAGGCGAAGUAUGUGGAUGGCCAUUGGAAGAGGAACAUAACUGAUCCAAGGCUCCAUAUCUGCUUUGAGGAGUUCUGCUUCUGGGAGAGUAUGUUGUGGCAUUGGGGAGAGACAAACGGGACAGAAAAUAGCUCCUCGGUUGCAAAUGGUAAGCCUAUUGCUGCUCUUCCCAGUUUGUAGGCUCCAGGCUUUCUCAAAUUUUUCAUAGGUAUAUUAAACCUUAAGUGAUUUUUUUUUUUUU